CUGGCCGCCGUGGACACCGCGCCACCAAACUUUCCCCGGAGCCGGCGCCGGGAGUGAGCCAUAACUGGCGGCUGCUCUUGCGCCAAUGAGCCUCCCCAAUUCCUCCUGCCUCUUAGAAGACAAGAUGUGUGAGGGCAACAAGACCACUAUGGCCAGCCCCCAGCUGAUGCCCCUGGUGGUGGUCCUGAGCACUAUCUGCUUGGUCACAGUAGGGCUCAACCUGCUGGUGCUGUAUGCUGUACGGAGUGAGCGGAAGCUCCACACUGUGGGGAACCUGUACAUCGUCAGCCUCUCAGUGGCAGACCUGAUUGUGGGUGCCGUCGUCAUGCCUAUGAACAUCCUCUACCUGCUCAUGUCCAAGUGGUCACUGGGCCGUCCUGUCUGCCUCUUUUGGCUUUCCAUGGACUAUGUGGCCAGCACAGCAUCCAUUUUCAGUGUCUUCAUCCUGUGCAUUGAUCGCUACCGCUCUGUCCAGCAGCCCCUCAGGUACCUUAAGUAUCGUACCAAGACCCGAGCCUCGGCCACCAUUUUGGGGGCUUGGUUUCUCUCUUUUCUGUGGAUUAUUCCCAUUCUAGGCUGGAAUCACUUCAUGCAGCAGACCUCAGUGCGCCGAGAGGACAAGUGUGAGACAGACUUCUAUGAUGUCACCUGGUUCAAGGUCAUGACUGCCAUCAUCAACUUCUACCUGCCCACCUUGCUCAUGCUUUGGUUCUAUGCCAAGAUCUACAAAGCUGUACAACAACACUGCCAGCACCGGGAGCUCAUCAAUGGGUCCCUCCCUUCCUUCUCAGAAAUUAAGCUGAGGCCAGAGAACCCCAAGGGGGAUGCCAAGAAACCAGGGAAGGAGUCUCCCUGGGAGGUUCUGAAAAGGAAGCCAAAAGAUGCUGGUGGUGGAUCUGUCUUGAAGUCACCAUCCCAAACCCCCAAGGAGAUGAAAUCCCCAGUUGUCUUCAGCCAAGAGGAUGAUGGAGAAGUGGACAAACUCCACUGCUUUCCACUUGAUAUUGUGCAGAUGCAGACUGCGGCAGAGGGGAGUAGCAGGGACUAUGUAGCCGUCAACCAGAGCCAUGGCCAGCUCAAGACAGAUGAGCAGGGCCUGAACACACAUGGAGCCAGUGAGAUAUCAGAGGAUCAGAUGUUAGGUGAUAGCCAAUCCUUCUCUCGAACAGACUCAGAUACCACCACAGAGACAGCACCAGGCAAAGGCAAAUUAAGGAGUGGGUCUAACACAGGCCUGGAUUACAUCAAGUUUACUUGGAAGAGGCUCCGCUCGCAUUCGAGACAGUAUGUAUCUGGGUUGCACAUGAACCGCGAAAGGAAGGCCGCCAAACAGUUGGGUUUUAUCAUGGCAGCCUUCAUCCUCUGCUGGAUCCCUUAUUUCAUCUUCUUCAUGGUCAUUGCCUUCUGCAAGAACUGUUGCAAUGAACAUUUGCACAUGUUCACCAUCUGGCUGGGCUACAUCAACUCCACGCUGAACCCCCUCAUCUACCCCUUGUGCAAUGAGAACUUCAAGAAGACAUUCAAGAGAAUUCUGCAUAUUCGCUCCUAAGGGAGGCUCUGAGGGGAUGCAACAAAAUGAUCCUUACGAUGUCCAACAAGGAAAUAGAGGACGAAAGCCUGUGUGUUGCCAGGCAGGCACCUGGGCUUUCUGGAAUCCAAACCACAGUCUUAGGGGCUCGGUAGUUUGGAAAGUUCUUAGGCAACAUAGAAGAACAGCAGAUGGCGGUGAUCAGCAGAGAGAUUGAACUUUGAGGAGGAAGCAGAAUCUUUGCAAGAAAAUCAGACCUGUUUCUUGUAACUGGAUUCAAAAAGAAAAAAAAUAAUAAAAAUAAAAGACAGAGAGAAUCAAACCUGGGUGGAACUCUCCUGCUCCUCAGGAACUGUGGGAGCCUCAGACUCAUUGUAAUUCAAGCUGUCCGAGUCAAAUGAUUGACAACUGAAGGGACACGUGGCUAGGGUUCCACUGGAGAAUUGAAAAGAACUCUUGAGCCCUCCUGGAAUGGAGCUGUAUAACUGUGCAGAGACUUCAUCCAUGAGAAUAGUUGCUGUCCCCUUCCAGGGGUCACCUUGAGAGGCAUGACAGCUGUUCCACAGGGGCUACCCCUUCUCAGAAAACUUCUCUUCUGAACCUCUUUUACAGCUUUCUCCAGAACCAGUGUCUGAACCACCCUGGAAAUUCUGCCUUAUAUUUCUUACUCAAACAUGUUUAGAGUGGAUAGAAAAUUAUGCAGCUUGCACACCCAUCGUCUUUAACCCCAAAUUUCCUUUAGCUAUUAAAAAAGUGGUGGCAAAGCCUUCCUCAAAAGAAAGAGGAAUGAAAUAUUUUUGAAUGGUUGCACAUUAAAAAUUAAAAGAAGGAAUGGGGGCAGAAUGCCAUAUUUUUGAGGGCUGUACUAGGUUUAUCUCAUUUAAGCCCCACGACACCCCACAGGAGGGUAAUUUUCUAACUCUAGUUUGCAGAGGAGCAAAUUGAGGUUCAGCAAGGUGAGAGAGGUACCCAAGGUCACAUGGCUAGUUACGUGAGAAAGUUAGAAUACAAAUCCUCUGGGGUUUCAGCUUAUUGUAGCAUGUUUUCUCCAAAAGACAAAAAUGUGCCCUUUUGGCCAGGCGUGGUAGCUCAAGCCUAUAAUCCCAGCAUGUUGGGAGGCCGAGGUGGGCAGAUCAUUUGAGGCCAGGAGUUCAAGACCAGUCUGGCCAAUAUGGAGAAAUCUUGUCUCUACUAAAAAUACAAAAAUUAUCUGGGCAUGGUGGGGCAUGCCUGUAGUCCCAGUUACUUGGGAGGCCGAGGCACGAGAAUCGCUUGAACCCGGGAGGUGGAGGUUGCCGUGAGCCAAGAUCACGCCACUGCACUCCAGCCUGGGCAACAGAGCAAGACUCCAUCUCAAAAAACAUAAAUAAAUACAAUAUUUUAACAAUGUGCCCUCUUAAGUGUGCACAGAUACACAGAUACACAGUAUUCCCAAGAGUGGUGGCAACUCAAAAUAAUAUGUUGACUAGACGAACAGCUGACAUGGAGUUCCUGUGCACCUACAGAAGGUGAUGCUUUGAAGGAACCAAGUGCAUUUUUAUCUGUGAGUUCUGUUGUGUUUGUCAAAAAGUCAUUGUAAUCUUUCAUAGCCAUCCUGUUAAGCAAAAACUAGUAAAGACAUAGGAACAUACAGUUUUACUUGGUGUUUAUGUUGCAAUCUGGUUGUGAUUUAUAUUUUAAAACUUGCUGCUAAACCAUAAUAUGUAUAGCAAAUGGAGUGCCUGUACAAGCUGAUAUUUUGUAUUUUGUGUUCCUCUUUGCAUGAUCUGUUAAAAUGAGAUAUUUUUACCUACCUAAAAUAUGAUGUUUAAAAGCAUACUGUAUGUGAUUUAUUUAUUUCUACCUUUCUGAGUCUCUUGGACUAAGAAGAUGUAUUGAAAUGUACCAUCAAAUGUUAACAAGGUUUGAU
Nomascus leucogenys (northern white-cheeked gibbon) is the source of this 3437-nucleotide messenger RNA. RefSeq names its product histamine receptor H1 (gene HRH1). Gene Ontology annotation, biological process: chemical synaptic transmission; positive regulation of vasoconstriction; regulation of vascular permeability. The record is from RefSeq and is a predicted model, not a curated record. Gene Ontology annotation, cellular component: dendrite; membrane. Gene Ontology annotation, molecular function: neurotransmitter receptor activity; G protein-coupled serotonin receptor activity; histamine receptor activity. Lineage: Eukaryota; Metazoa; Chordata; Mammalia; Primates; Hylobatidae.